GCAAAGAGGGAGGCUUUAGAGACGCUCACACUCUGCAUGGGUGAAGAAAGCUGGUGGGUUAGAGGACUAGAGGAUAUCAGAGCUACCUCUAUCCUCUUCCCACAUUCAUCUACUUGUGGCACUUUAUCCUUUGGCGUAAAACAAAAGUCACCUGGUGAGGUGGGGGCUGGUUUUCUUGGAUGACUGGCGUCUUUGCCAAUGAGACAAGCAUUCUGAGAGGACUUCCCAAAGUGAUUUGAAAUCUAGUUUUCUUCGUGUGGGAGUAGUGAGAGGGCAGCCAUGGCUCACGCUGCGGCUCACAUUAAAAAGGCCAGGUCCGAGAUGGAUCAACCUCCGGACCUGAAGGCUCUGGAGAAGGCCAAAGAGAGAAGGAGGCGUUCCCGGGAACGGGCUGAACGCAAGCGCAAGUCGGACAGUAACACCAGUUUCCUGCGAGCAGCAAGAGCAGGGAACAUUGAAAAGGUUUUGGAGUAUCUGAAAGGGGGAGUGGACAUCAGCACCUGCAAUCAGAAUGGUCUUAAUGCACUGCACCUGGCAGCCAAGGAGGGCCAUGUGGACCUGGUCCAGGAGCUGUUGGACAGAGGUGCUGCAGUAGAUUCAGCCACAAAGAAAGGAAAUACAGCACUUCAUAUAUCCUCUUUAGCUGGUCAGGCUGAAGUAGUGAAGAUCUUGGUCAAACGAGGAGCUGACAUCAAUGCACAGUCUCAGAAUGGAUUCACUCCUCUAUACAUGGCCGCCCAGGAGAAUCACAUGGAUGUGGUUCGAUACCUGCUCGAGAACGGAGGCAACCAGAGCACUGCUACUGAGGAUGGCUUCACUCCUCUGGCCAUCGCCCUCCAGCAGGGCCACAACCAGGUGGUUUCUAUCCUACUGGAGAAUGAUACUAAAGGCAAGGUCCGCCUGCCUGCCUUGCAUAUCGCUGCCCGCAAGGACGACACCAAGUCAGCCGCCCUGCUACUCCAGAAUGACCACAAUGCUGAUGUCCAGUCGAAGAUGAUGGUCAAUAGGACUACUGAGAAUGGCAAGAGUGGAUUCACCCCCCUACAUAUUGCUGCCCACUACGGCAACGUAAAUGUGGCAACACUCUUACUGAACCGAGGGGCAGCAGUCGACUUCACAGCAAGGAAUGGGAUUACGCCUCUACAUGUGGCAUCUAAGCGUGGCAACACUAACAUGGUUGGCCUGUUACUGGACCGUGGCUCUCAGAUUGAUGCUAAAACAAGGGAUGGUCUAACUCCUCUGCACUGUGCAGCCCGGAGUGGACAUGAUACAGCUGUGGAGUUGCUGCUGGAGAGAGGAGCACCCUUGCUGGCCAGGACCAAGAACGGGCUGUCUCCUCUUCACAUGGCGGCACAAGGUGACCAUGUUGAAUGUGUCAAACACCUUCUGCAGCACAAGGCUCCUGUUGAUGAUGUCACGUUGGACUACUUGACAGCGUUGCAUGUGGCAGCUCACUGCGGUCACUACAGAGUCACCAAAUUGCUGCUGGACAAGAGGGCCAACCCCAAUGCCAGGGCACUGAAUGGCUUCACUCCGCUGCACAUAGCCUGUAAGAAGAACCGAGUGAAAGUGAUGGAGUUGCUGGUCAAAUAUGGAGCCUCUAUCCAGGCCAUUACAGAGUCUGGUUUGACUCCCAUCCACGUAGCAGCCUUCAUGGGUCACCUGAACAUUGUCCUGCUGCUGCUGCAGAACGGAGCCUCGCCCGAUGUCAGCAAUAUUCGUGGAGAGACAGCGUUACACAUGGCAGCCAGGGCAGGUCAGGUGGAGGUGGUCAGAUGUCUGUUGAGGAAUGGCGCCAUGGUGGAUGCCAGGGCAAGGGAGGACCAGACUCCCCUCCACAUUGCAUCCCGUCUGGGAAAAACAGAGAUUGUGCAACUGCUACUGCAACACAUGGCCCAUCCUGAUGCUGCCACAACCAACGGCUACACCCCCCUCCACAUCUCAGCCAGGGAGGGUCAGGUGGAGACAGCCUCUGUCCUGCUGGAGGCCGGAGCUUCACACUCACUGGCCACCAAGAAAGGUUUUACUCCCCUGCAUGUGGCCUCCAAGUAUGGAAGCCUAGAUGUAGCCAAACUUCUGCUGCAGCGUCGUGCCCCACCUGAUUUUGUUGGGAAGAAUGGCCUCACCCCACUCCAUGUUGCAGCACAUUAUGAUAACCAGAAGGUGGCACUCCUGCUUUUGGACAAAGGAGCAUCCCCUCACACCAUGGCCAAGAAUGGCUACACUCCUCUCCACAUUGCCGCUAAGAAGAACCAGAUGGAAAUCGCCACAGUGCUGCUGCAGUAUGGAGCUGAGACCAACAUCCUGACUAAACAGGGCGUCACUCCGCUCCAUCUGGCCUCCCAGGAGGGCCAUGCAGACAUGGCUGCCGUGCUUAUCAGCAAGGGAGCCCAAGUCAAUGUGCAAACCAAGAGUGGCCUAACUGCCCUCCAUCUGGCAGCCCAGGAGGAUAAAGUGGCUGUUGCCGAGAUUCUAGCCAGGAACGGAGCCAACCUCGACCAGCAGACCAAAUUGGGAUACACCCCGCUAAUUGUAGCAUGUCACUAUGGCAACGCCAAGAUGGUCAACUUCCUGCUUCAGAAUGGAGCCAGUGUCAACGCCAAGACCAAGAAUGGAUACACUCCCCUUCACCAGGCAGCCCAGCAAGGAAACACACACAUCAUUAAUGUACUGCUGCAAAGCGGUGCCAAGCCCAAUGCCAUCACUGUGAAUGGAAACACUGCCCUGGGGAUUGCUCGGAGGUUGGGCUACAUUUCUGUGGUGGACACACUGAGGGUCGUCACUGAGGAGAUCAUUACCACCACAACGACGGUGACAGAGAAACACAAGCUGAAUGUGCCAGAGACCAUGACUGAAGUGCUGGAUGUCUCCGAUGAAGAGGGUGAUGACACGAUGACAGGUGACGGAGGGGAGUAUUUGAGGGCUGAGGACCUCAGGGAGCUGGGAGAUGACUCCUUGCCAGGACAGUACCUGGAUGGAAUGAACUACCUCCGCUUCAGUCUGGAAGGAGGACGAACUGACAGUCGAAUGCAAAGUUCAGACAGGUCCUUCACACCCACCCACCACAGCUACUACUCCCCUAAACAUGAAGGCAUGAUGGAGGAGAUGCUCGCCAGUCACCAGGUUUCAUCACUUGCCAGAGAGAAUGAGAGGGAUUCAUAUCGUCUGAGCUGGGGCACAGAGAACCUGGACAAUGUGGCUUUAUCCUCCAGUCCCAUUCACUCUGGCCAUUCCUCUCCGUGCCAUGAUCAUGGAGACCACAGCAGCUUCCUGGUCAGCUUCAUGGUGGACGCCAGGGGCGGAGCAAUGCGUGGUUGCCGGCACAACGGCCUACGCAUCAUCAUCCCGCCCAGGAAGUGCAGUGCGCCCACACGGGUGACAUGCCGGCUGGUGAAGAGGCACCGUCUGGCCACCAUGCCGCCGAUGGUUGAGGGUGAGGGCCUGGCAAGUAGGCUCAUUGAGGUGGGGCCGUCUGGAGCCCAGUUCCUUGGUAAACUCCACCUACCCAGUGCCCCUCCACCUCUUAAUGAGGGAGAGAGUUUGGUUAGCAGAAUCCUCCAGCUCGGCCCACCGGGGACAAAAUUCCUUGGUCCUGUGAUUGUGGAGAUCCCCCACUUUGCUGCCCUGCGGGGGAAAGAGAGGGAGCUUGUGAUUCUGAGGAGUGAGACCGGAGAGAGUUGGAAGGAGCAUCACUGUGAACACACCCAGGAGGAACUCAACCAGAUACUCAAUGGCAUGGAUGAGGAUCUUGACACGCCAGAGGAGCUGGAAAGGAAGCGCAUCUGCCGCAUCAUCACUAGAGAUUUCCCACAAUACUUUGCGGUGGUGUCGCGCAUCAAGCAAGACAGUAAUCUUAUUGGUCCAGAAGGAGGCAUCCUGAGCAGCACUGUUGUGCCCCAAGUCCAGGCAGUUUUUCCUGAGGGGGCCCUCACCAAGAGAAUCAGGGUUGGACUGCAGGCCCAGCCAGUGAAUGUGGAUGUAGUGAGGAAGAUACUGGGGAGCAAGGCCACCUUCAGCCCCAUCGUCACCCUAGAGCCACGCAGGAGGAAGUUCCAUAAACCCAUCACCAUGACCAUCUCUGUCCCCAAGAGCAACUCCGACCCAGUCCUAAAUGGCUUCGGAGGGGAUACCCCCACCUUACGACUGCUCUGUAGUAUAACUGGUGGAACAACACCUGCUCAAUGGGAGGAUAUAACAGGAACCACUCCGUUAACAUUCAUCAACGACUGUGUCUCCUUCACCACCAAUGUGUCUGCAAGAUUCUGGCUGAUAGACUGUCGACAGGUCCAGGAAUCUGUCAAUUUCUCCACUCAGGUCUACCGAGAGAUCAUCUGUGUCCCAUAUAUGGCCAAGUUUGUCAUCUUUGCCAAGACCCACGAUCCCAUUGAGGCCAGACUGCGCUGCUUCUGCAUGACAGAUGACAAGAUUGACAAAACCCUGGAGCAGCAAGAGAAUUUCACUGAGGUGGCUCGCAGCCGAGAUGUUGAGGUCCUAGAGGGCAAACCUAUCUAUGCAGACUGCUUUGGAAACCUUGUUCCUCUCACCAAAAGUGGCCAGCACCAUCUCUUCAGCUUCUUUGCCUUUAAGGAGAACAGACUAGCGCUCUUUAUAAAAAUCAGAGAUAACACUCAGGAGCCAUGUGGCCGUCUGUCCUUUAUGAAAGAACCCAGGAACUACAGGUCACUCACCCAGAAUGCCAUAUGCAACCUCAACAUCACCCUUCCAUCGUACUGCAAGGAGUCAGAUUCAGACCAAGAGCAAGAGGAAGAGACCAAUGGAACGCUAGAGAAAUAUGAAGAGACGGCAGCGUCACACCUGAAAUCAGACCUGAUUCGAGGACCAGACCUCCUAUCCGACGUGUCAGAGAUGAAACAAGAUUUGAUCAAAAUGACUGCCAUCUUGACUGCAGACUCCACAGAGAAAUCCCCUUCCUUAGGAGGGUGCGGUCUAGAGAAAGGGACUGAGGAUGUUUCUGGGGAGCCAUUAGAAAUAAUGGAGAAGGACUUAGAGAAAGUCAAAGAGGACCUAGAGAAAGUCAGUGAGAUACUAAGGAGUGGAACAUAUGAGGGUGAGGCAGCAGAGGAGGCAGCAAAAGCAGCUAGAAUGGCGGAGGAGUGGGUUCUCCUCUCAGAUGCUGAGAUAGAGGAGGCCAAAAACAUGGCAGCAUUAGAAACUCAAGAACCUGUCUUACGGGAAAGUAGAGCCAACAGAGGGGCUCCCAGACCUAAAGCUAUAAAGGACAGUGGUGACCUUAAAGAAUACCUCCUGGAUGCACCAAUAAGCUCCAAAAUAAAAGUUAAAAAAGAACCAGCCACCCAAGAAAAAUUCACUGAUGUCGUGCUACGCAAAAGUGCGAAACCAUCUACUCCAACCAAAGUGUAUGACAAAGCAGCUGCUGGUGAUGUUAAAAAGCCAGUCAGAAGGAAGGGGAAAGAGCAGGGGCAGGCAGAGGAAUCAACAGAGGCAGGUGCUCAUCUAAGUGUGCCUACAGCCCCUUCCCCAGUGUCACCUGUAUCCCCAGUGGUUGAAGAAACUCCCAUUGGGUCAAUAAAGGACAAAGUGAAAGCCUUACAACAGAAAGUAGAAGCAGAGCAGAAAAGCAAAAAGGUCACUGGAACCAAACCUUCACAAUUGCCUGUUAUGAGCAAACCCUCUCCAAAAGCCAAAGAAAGCCCCAAGUCAAAACAGGGCCCACCUAAAUCCCCCAAAGCUGAAUCUGAAAAACUUGAGGAGACCAUGUCAGUUAAAGAGCUGAUGCAAGCAUUCCAAACAGGGCAGGACCCCUCAAAGAGAAAAUCUGGGCUAUUCGAACUUAAAACAUCCACUAUGUCAAGAUCAGAGAAAACCACAAAAUCAGACACCAUCCAGUCAAAAUCCAUGACCAAAGCAACAACCUCACAUGUCUCUCAAGAACGAGAAGUAUCUUUGGAUUCCAAACCUCCCAAGAAAAAUACCACUCAGCAAGACAAAGAGAUAGAAACCAAGUCAGUUGCUGCCACCCAUUCAGAGCUAACUGAAACUGUAGACUUUGGAAAUGGUGGCCUUGAUGAUAGCUCUGACAGCUUAAAACAUGAGGGUGUGGCAGACUCACUAAGUGCCAGUUCUGGAGAUGGUAACGCUCAUCUGAGCUCUGAGGACAGUUACAAACAUGAGGGUCUUGCCACUCCAGGCACAAGCCCAGAGAGUCUGUGUCUUUCUCCCAAAACUGGACAGCAGACUUCUACAACAUCUGCAGCAGCUGCCACAACAAUCAAAAAAGAAAGUGAAGACACACAGAAGUCUGGAGACUCUGGUGUAGGGACCACUGGUGACCAACUGUCUACAGAAUUGACUCUCCCUGUUUCUUCCAGCGAGGCUGCAGAUGAUCACACAACAAGUGAGUCCAUAUCUGUUAGGAGAAGCGAGGCUAAGCCAUCCAAACCUCAAAAGCUUACAAAGAGAAUUUCAGAGACUGUAGAAUCAUUUCUUAGCGAUGACGAGAACCCUGAUCAUCUGCUAGCAUUAUCUUUAGUUGGUUCUCCUGCAUCUAGAUCCUCUUCUCAGUGUCAUGAACACUUAGAGCUGCAUUUAAGACAAGACUCAGAUGCUCUCAGUCCAUUAGCUGAUGACUCUUUGACAAUAAGCCACAGAGACUCUCUAGAGGGUAGUCCUCUCAUGGAAGAAAACUCCUCCCAUAAAUCCCCAGAUUCCAUUGAACCUAGCCCAACCAAGGAAUCACCCCCCCAUGACUCCUUAGAGAACAGCCCUGUAGAGCAAAAAAGCCACCCUUCCUUCUCAUCAACUCUAGGUCCUCCCAGUAAAUCCUCUAGCCAUCCAGAGCCCUCCAAAGCUACAGAAUUCCCCCAAGAUGCUUUACGUGGUAGGCUGCUUCGAGACCAUGAGACUAGUGCUGAUGAUGACAGUUGUGAGCAGACAUCUCAGAUGACAAGUUCCGGUAAGAGUCCCCUCUCCCCUGAUACUCCUAGUUCUGAAGAGGUAAGUUAUGAGGUAAACCCUAAACCCCCUGACCAUUCAUUCCUCUCUGUUCCAUCCAAACCGGCUGCCAUCCCUGAAGACCCAGAAGAAGAGGAUACAUCAGACAGCUAUGACGCUAAGAGAAAAAUCACUCCAGAGGAGGAGAUGUUUAAGAUGGCAGCCAAAAUAAAAACAUUUGAUGAAAUGGAACAAGACGCGAGGAGCAAAAAGAACUCUAGAAAAGAUGUGUUUCCCUCAGCAGGUCCCAAAAUAGGGGAUGACAGUUUUGAAACAAUAGAGCCCACAAGUGAGAGGCUUUCACAAAGUGAAUGUGGGCUCGAUAGACCCACUGAAGAUUCAAAGUUAGCUCUUUUUGUUGAUCCCCAUAUUAAAGUACAACCUCCCUCUCCUUUUUCAGCAGGUUUGCAUGAAGGAUCCCACAGCAAAGAGGUCAAGAGCACAACAAGAACAACAGCCAUUGUCACUUCAGAGGGACCUUACUCUGUCUCAGACCAGCAUCGUUCAAAAUCCAAACUGGAAACUGCACAGGAACAAAGAGUCCCACACUCUGCAAAAGCUGAAAAAGACAGUACUGCCAAAAAGGCUGCUGCAACAUCAAACACUGAAAACAGGACUGAUGAGCAAAAGGAGGAGAGCUUAAGGAAGUCAAGAGACAAAGGAGAUGAUAAAGAAGGUCAGAGGAUAGGAGAUAGCAGGCUACAGACUGGUACACUAAAGCAAGGUAGCAAUGUUACAGAUGAAGUGAAAGGAGAUCAAAAGGAGCAUUUAAGAGCACCAGAGGCUGAACCUGGUUCAGCUGUUGCCACAGGUCAAACAAAGGAAGUUUUCAAACCAGAGGUCUGUAUCUAUGAUGAUACAGAAGAGGAUGAUGAGGCACUGGAACCUCCCAGAACAGAAUCAAAAGGUGUCACUGCGAGGGUAGACACUGACUCUUGGUCUGCCAUGCGGGAGGAUGAUGCUGCUUUUGCAGCUCGUGUCAAAGAGGAGGAACAGAAGAUAUUGAAUCUUGUGGUGGACCGUCAAUCUUUGCAAGCAACUCCGGAUACAACACCUGGUAGAACACCAACAGAAGACAGCACUCCUACCAGUGAGCCCAACCCUUUUCUGUUCCAAGAAGGGAAGCUCUUUGAGAUGACUCGAAGUGGAGCUAUUGACAUGACUAAGAGGAGUUAUGAGGAAGAGGGGGGUGGCUUUGCCUUUUUCCAAAUAGGUGAACAGCCUUUAGAGGAGCCUAUCUUAGAAGAGGUCAGGCAAGAAGGUAGGAGAUCAGCAGCAGAACCUGAAGUUGGCCUCAAUCUAACACUAGAGGUUAAGACUGAGGAGACUGAGAAAUCAACUGAUUCUCAGUUUCAGUCCCCACCUGAAGGUGAUCAGACAGCCUCUAAAGCUGAUGCCUCCAAAUCUAAAAUCCCUAAAAUGGGUAUUUCCGCCUCAUCAAAACCUACAAAGAAAGAUCAGACAUCCCCUGAAGGUCUAGAGACUAAAACAGACAAAAAUGUGAAUGAAGUAUGCUUAGAUUUAGACAAAAAUUCCCCUGACCAAAUAACAACUGUACAAACGGCAGAAACUACAGUCACUAGAUCAGUUUACUCUGAGCAGGGCCAAGAGUCCUCCGAUUCAUCUCCAGAAGAACCACAGUCAGUGAUAGAAACCCCCAAACCAACAAGAAAAUCUAAACAAAGUGCUUCCAGUAGUGUUAAAAAGACUCCAGUUAAAACACAAGCUAAGUCUGCUACAGAAGGUCAGGGUAAGACCACAAUUCCCUCUCCAUCUCAUGCUACCUCUUCUUCAACCACACUUAAAAAAGAGUCCUCCUUUGUUUCAGAAUCUAAAUCUAGAAUUCCCAUCAAGGCUAGCACUCCCAAGCCCGAUUCUACUGUCAAACGCGUUGAAUCAACCACAGACAAAAAGCUUAAGAUCCCUGUUAAAAAGGAUUCAAGGAGAAAAUCUGAGACAGACGCAGGUCCCUCUGUGGAUUUCAAAACCAAGACACCAUCUUCCAAAGCCAAGAGCUUCUGUGAGGGGGAAUCUACCAGGCCAUCUGCUAAAAAAGAACAAGGUCGUCCCUUGAGUGCUGAGUCAGCCAAGUCCAAAGGCUUCCAGUCCAGACUGCCAGUCCGAGGUAAAGGUGGCCAGUCAUCUCAUUCAUCAACACCUACUAAAGAGAAAAGUGAGCCAUGUAAACAGUCCAUUGAAUUCUUUGAAGAGAUAAGCGAUGAAGCAGCAAAACUUGUGGCAAGGUUGGCACAGACGAAGACAGAGAAAGAACAAGAGGCUGCAGCUGCCAACUCAGAUGAUGAGAGGAUUGUCAUUGAUCCAUCAGUCAUAGAAAGAGAAACUUUCCCUGAGAUGCAGUUCCCUCCCUCAGGAGACGUCUUUCCCAUUAGACCACUGUGGGACGACCCUGUUGAGACACAGAUGCAGCGAAUCCCAGAUGAUAAAGUCCAAAGUCAAGUAGAUCCACAGGAUGAAGCAGAGAGAAAAGAGCAACGGUUGGCCAUUAUAGCCGACCACCUGGGCUUCAGCUGGGCAGAGUUGGCACGAGAACUGGACUUCAGUGAGGAGAAGAUCAACCUGAUAAGGAUAGAAAACCCCAACUCACUACAGGACCAAAGCCAUGCCCUUUUGAAACUCUGGGCAGAGAGGGAGGGAAAGCAUACCUCAGAAGCAACACUGAUCAAGAGACUGACUAAGAUCAACCGAAUGGACAUUGUUCACCUCAUUGAAACCAAGAUAAUCAAGUCCAGUCAGGAGGAGACAUCAUCACAUACCUAUGCAGAAAUAGAGCGGACCAUAGCACUGGAUCAUAGUGAAGGUUUCUCUGCCCUUCAUGAAGACAUUGACAGCCCCAGGCCAGGCAGGCGUACAGAGGCCACAUGUAGGAGUCGAGGCUCAGGACAAGAGGUACCCAUGGUGUCAGCGGAGGACCUGUCCUCCAGUUUGUCAUCACUUCAGGAGACAGUGGGACGACCAGAGACAGAUUCCACAGCAACAGGCCUUCUUAGAAAUGCCCAGAAAGAGAAACUAGAAAAAGAGAUGGAGACAACAUACUCAUCACAAAGAGUAUAUGACGAAUUGACAGACACGGUACACACAGGCACUCAUAAACAAGAGAUAGCAGAGGAGCUAGGGUGUCUGUCUACUGAUAGCUCAGAGGAGGAGGUGCUGACCACCAGGGUGGUCCGACGCAGAGUUAUCAUUCAGGCGGAUAACCUGCCAGAUAUGCCACCACAGACCGUCACAGAGGAGAAGUACACAGAUGAGCAUGGCAACAUGGUAGUUAAGAAAAUCACACGGAAGGUGAUUCGUAAAUAUGUGUCAGCGGAUGGCAUGGAGACGCAGGAAGUGACCGUUGAGGGCUCUCACCAGGAGACGGUGCAGAUCGAGGAGGGAGACACUGUGUCCAGAGUGGUGAAGAGAACUGUGCUUCACAGUGAGGGAGAUCAAAAAGAGCUGACCUUCUCAGAGCCCCUGGCCCUGGGUGCCGCCACUGCAUCAGAGUUUGAAGUGGAGCCAGUGCAAGGCCGAAAGGUCAGCAAGGUUGUCAAGACAACGGUGGUGAGAGGUGAAAGGAUGGAGAAGCAAACGGGAGACCCCUCACUGGCUGUAGAUCUCCCCUCAGCCAGACAGGACUUUGAGAAGGCAUUGAGUUAUGCUGGAGGCUUUGGGAAAAUGCUCCUGCCUCAUGUAGUAGAGAAAGAGAUUGUGCAGGACGAUGGUUCUGUGGUUAAAAGAAGCCAGAUGCGUAAGUUGCGAACCCAGAAGAGGACUGUGGUGAGGGAUGCCCAGGGGAAGCACGUGCACCUGGAGCGUCUGGACGACAACCUAGACGCCUUGCAGCCCGAUGCACUGCAGCAGCACCUGCACCGACUGCUCCAACACUACUGUGAGGAUGACCAGGAAGAGGAGGAAGAGGAGGAGGAUGAGGAGGAGGAGAAGGAGAGCUUUGACUGAGCAGCUGCUUCCACUAAUCUUCUCCCUACAUCUUCCAUUGAAGCCUUUGAUGUUUCACAUCCCCUUCCUAUUGUUCUCGCUGAUCACUGGAUUCAAGUUUUUCUUUUGUCUUUUUUUGUCAAUAAUGGAACAGUAUUUUCAUGCUUUAUCACCCUUCCUCCCUUCCUUCCUUCCUUCCUUCCUACUUUUGUGUUUCAUUGUGACCAAAGAUGGCACCCUUCGUUUUUGUUGGAUGAUGAUUUUUGUGUUGACCUUUCGGCUGCUGUGGUGUGAUUACGGAAGACACACCAAAGGUGAAUCAAAGUCAAAGGGGACAUCUUGGACACUUUCCCUCACGCACGGGCCUCUUCUUGAAGAACUCUUCUAAAGAUUUGUAUAUAGAGGGGAUGAAAAAAAAGUCAUGCUUGAACUGAGGGGGGAAAAAUAAAUUGAAAGCAUUUAAUACAUUAGCCCACCUAAACCUGCUGUACAUGCACCAAUUCAGCUGGAGAAUGGCCACCGUACAGAUGAGAUUAAUGUUACAUAGAGAAUACUUUGGGAAGAGUGAAUGUGUGCAUCACCAUGGACUCUUUAUACAGCCAAACAUCACCCUGCUGAUCUGUUUACAAAGGCUGUGUGAUCACACCUUUUGUCUUCCCAUGAUGCAUCUGCCCUUUUUUGUUUUUAAGUGUCUGUCCUUCUAAUGUGUGUUGUGUAUUCACAUUUGAUCUGGUCACAGAGCUGCCACUUCUGUGUGUGUGUGUGUAUAUAUACAGUGUGUCUUUUGAGAAAGAAAGAAGUGAUGAGGAAUGUUUUGAUGCAGAUGGAGCACCUACUGUUAUCUGUUCACCCUCCGUUGUCAUGUGCUGCUUCUCUUCGCCUCAUACUGCAGCCGCUUUCAUAGAAUUGUCCUCCAUAGAGCCUUUAAAGGAUAAAGCUGGCUAUAUUUUCUUCUUGUCAACAAAUCUCAUGUGCAGAGCCAUAUCACCAAUUAAUCGACAUACUGACAGGUACCUGAUAUACGUAUCUUCUUCCUCUGCGCCAUAGCAUCCUGGUCUCACUCCGAAGCCAUCGAAUACCUGCCACCUGGUCAGUGACCUCCAGCAUCAGAUAGAGACAAAAAAGCUGUCUUUUACGUUGGCAUGAUACAGGGUCGGUUGCUGUUAUUGGUUAACAGCGUCCACUGGCAUCAGGGGGAAAUGUGGUGAGACAACAAUAAAAGUUCAAGGGGCGGAACUCCGAGUAGGGCGGUCGGGAGGGGUGGUGGGUGGGUCAAAUAACCACUGACUUUCACCUGUGAAAGUCAGUGAGGCAGGUGUUCGCAUUCCGUAAGAUUGUAAAGCCAAUCCCUGUUCUUUUUUCCUAAAUCCAACCACGUGUGUAUUGGCAAAAUGUUCAUCCUCAGUUCACAGUGUUGUACCAACGUAGUGAGUUUAUUUUGAAAGAGACUGUAUGCAAACUGUACAUUUCCUGUGAAAAUGGACGUGUAUUUUGAAAACAGAUAAUACAUGUAACAGGCUGAAGUUGACAUGGCGUCCCAUCAUGUCACAAACUGGCUUAAUGAAUGUGACAAGUAGGGAGUCCACACAAAAGAUUUAGUUAAAACACGCAUAAUUUAUCAAACUAAGAUUAACUCAAAUAACCAAUGGAGUGUGUGGGUUAGCAAAGUCAGUAAUGAAACCAUGCAUGGAAGUGUGUCAUGUGUACUGUGGAGAUGUUGAAGGUGCAAACCAAAAGCAAUGAUGGAUGUCUGCUGCAGGAGGAGAGAGAUCAAGUGAAAACAUGAGGCAGCUUUUAUAGCCUAGAAAGCCCAGCUGAGCUCAAUCAAGGCAACAACCCUCACAUGUCAGCCAAUUGCCUGAUGAGGUUGGUUAGAACAUCCUCCAAGACAGUAGGAUGGGCAUCUUGGAACCAACACAGCAAGGGUACCAUGUAUAUCAUAUCUCGAUGUGGAAAGAUCCAUGACCAAACGUCGAUUUGUGAUGAGGUCGGAGUGAGAAUGUGUUGGCCAUAGAGCUCCAUUGCUGUCUAAAAACUAUGUUCCUUUAUUACCAUGAACAGGUUCAGUUAAAAUGAGUGGUUAAGUUUUAAAGGUGCACCUCACCUCUUUCAGAUCUCAGUCAGUUUACAACAUAGACGCAUAAUAAUAAUUACAUACCAGACACCACAAUGUCACCCAUUCAUUCCAAUGAAAUUGCUUGCCUGGUGCAUAUGCCAAAAAAAUUCUAGCCUCAUAUCUGUGGUAUGCAGGUCUGCACAGUAGUGUUCCUCUUGCUGGCCCCACCCACGAGUUCCUGCUCAGCUCACAGACUUCAUAGAUUUUUAUAAAACCUAACCUAACAAAACCUAAUUUCUUUGGUUUCCCCACAUUGUCAGUAACUAAAACUUAAUUACAUUAGUUAGAGUUACAGUCCCUCCAAGAUUUCAGAGGCUUUUUUAUUUCAAGAUUGUUGUUUUUUUAUUAAGUUUUAAGUUUUUUAUUAUAAGAAUAAUAAGUUUUGCAUUUUUUAAAUUUUCUUAUCCACCCUAUUCCUAGCCGCCAUAAUACCUUGCAACUUGAUAUCUUGCAACUAUAGGUGCGACUUCUGAUGCUGAACCGGAGCUGGCAUUUUCCAAUGGUAACAAUACGACGAACAGUAUGCUAAUCCUCUUUUGUAGAGCGAAUGGGAAAUAAUACAUGUGGAACAUCUGUUGCACCUCAGACUGGAUAAUGUGGUAUUACGUCUGUCAUCUCUGAUAGUCAUCUCAAAGCAUUGGUUGUUUUUUUUGUUUUAAAAAAGCAUGUUAGCAAAUAGCUUGCCUUGCUAUGUUAAUUAAUCUCUGCUCCUUCUAAAAGAUGAUUUCUGAUUUCUUACAGGUCAUAUACAGACAUUAAAACAUUUCAGCGAACAUCUAACAUAAUUCUGUAUUAAUUUUAGCACUAUGUGAGGUGAAUAAACGAAAAGUUUGACAGCUAAUGCUCUACUCAUCUGCCAAGUUUAGCCAGGGACUAACCAUAAUCAAUGUGACUAACGAGCUUCCACUUCCACUUCCUCACCGGGAGUUGCACCCAUAAUCAUUUUAACAGUAGUGCCUUCAGGAAUAAGGAGGAUGAUUAAUUAAAAACCAAAGGCCCCACUUUCGCACAGUGCAUCAAUGAACUGCCUUGCACAGUCUUAAGCAGAAAUUUUUGUUGGUAAAUGUGAGACGUCUACAUCGCACAUGUCAGUGUCUUCACAACAAGACACAAGAAAGUGGGUUUAAUGACUCGUGGGAAAUUACAAUGAUUGGAAAAAUUGCAACAUCAGAACAUCCUGGAGGGGCUGAUGAAGAGAACUGACAUGACCAUUGUCAUUUGUUAUAUGUCAAUCCACAUACACUGCCCUGCUGUCCGAAGUACUUAACAAAGCAACAAAACAUGGUCAUCAGUAUGAUGCUGUUAAUAGUGCUAUUUCCUCCUGUUUGUGUAACAAGUGAUCAGCUGUUGAAGGAGAUGACUUUUAAAUCAUGAAAGCAAAUAUUUGUGAGGUGUUUUUAAAGAUUUAGGAACCAAUGGGCUUGGAGCUGAGAGACACAGUCAGGGUAGGAAGUCAGGAAGUGUUGAGAGACGGACUAACAUUGUUAGUAUGGACCUUUUUAUGGGGUUUGUUGACAACAAUAAAAUAAUACCAGACAUAUUCUUUAAGUUCUUGGAUACCACACAUAGUAUAGAGAUCCUUUGCUUCAGUUGCUGUUGUUGAUUUAACUUUUUCUUGUUAUCACUGUUAUCAAAGGAUUAUCACAUCAACCUCAAAUCUAAGCAAAAGCCAACUUUCACUGACUUUAGCCAUCACAUAUAUGUACAUCCUUAUUUAUUUAUUGUCGUCCAUUUGUGAUCCCUGUGUACUCCAGCAGUUGAAGCUGAGAGUGGUGUGUGUGUGUAUGUGUGCGUGUGUGUUUGGAUGUGUUCUGAAGCUAAAAGUAAAGAAAAAUAAAGAUUUUUUUUUUUUUGCCAUGGUAGACAACCAGGAUUUGAUGUGAGAGCUGGUUGGAUUGUGUACAGGCUGAUAAAGUGUGUUUGGUGUUCAUCUACUGUUGAGACUUUAUCUAUGUAACAAUACAAUCCUUAAGUUGCCGUUUACUUUGUGUGUGAUCCAAUGGAAGAAUAAAAGAAAUGUCAAAAAGAGACCAUUGAUUUGAUAUAUGAGCAUCUUGUUUCCAUGGAUAACAAUAUAUACAUAUUAACAGUGCAAAUAUCUAUACGGGCAUGUAUAACUUUAUCAAAUUAUUACUAAAAAAAAUAAACCUGAAAUGCUAAAAAGGCAUAGCAGCUGCGGUGUGUACAUGGCAGAACAAUAAAACUGUACAUGUGUCCA
Messenger RNA from Epinephelus lanceolatus (giant grouper), 15242 nucleotides. Lineage: Eukaryota; Metazoa; Chordata; Actinopteri; Perciformes; Serranidae. The record is from RefSeq and is a predicted model, not a curated record.